This is a messenger RNA of Scleropages formosus (Asian bonytongue), 6622 nucleotides long. RefSeq names its product pleckstrin homology-like domain, family B, member 2b (gene phldb2b). The coding region runs from base 419 to 4720 and encodes 1433 amino acids. Gene Ontology annotation, biological process: regulation of microtubule cytoskeleton organization. Gene Ontology annotation, molecular function: protein binding. NCBI's taxonomy places the organism in Eukaryota, Metazoa, Chordata, Actinopteri, Osteoglossiformes, Osteoglossidae. The record is from RefSeq and is a predicted model, not a curated record. Gene Ontology annotation, cellular component: basal cortex. The transcript is spliced from 24 exons.
UUUUCUGCAGUUUUUAUUAGGAGGAAUUUACAUUCUGUUCCAGUUGGCAGUUCGUCCAGCGACCCGUUUCCUUCCUACGGCCCGGCUUUAAAGUUUACUGCUGGAUACGUUCAUAACUCUCCCAGCUCCGGCUGUCUGUCUGUCUGUGCGUGUGCGUGUGCGUGUGUGUGUGGACAACCUGUUGCUUUUGUUUAUUUUCCAAUCUCUCGCGAUUGGACGUUCCGCUUGAAACCCCCCUCCACCCCACGUGUCCACGCCCCUCCCCUCGAUUCCCUGUCCAGCUGUUGCUCAUUCCAGCGCACGGGCGCGCGAGUCUCUCGUCGUACAGCAGCGCGAGCUCCGAGAAAAGUUGUCGGAAGAGACGCGGUGUCGCGUGUCGCUUCGCCUCUCGUGCGGAUCAUAACGGCGAUCUUCAACAAUGGGCACGGAGUCAACUAGUCGCCCCGAGAGUCCGUCACAGCCGGAGUCUGACCGGCAGAGCCUGUCCUCACCAAAGAGUCCACCCCUGGAUCUCAUUGACACUGGGAAGGGUCUCAAGGUGCAGACGGCGACACCCCAUCUUGUCAGCUUGGGCAGUGGUCGUCUUAGUGUGGCCAUCACCCUGCUGCCCCUCAAUGAAGGUGUGACUCGAAUCGGUCGCGAUGACGCUCCUGUCCCCCAGGACAUCACAAUUGAGGGUCCUGGGAUUGAGGCGGAGCACUGCCAGAUUGAGAACAGGGCAGGUAUCAUCACCCUGGAUCCCUGUGGAAACUUGUGUGCCCUUGAUGGAGUCGUGGUAACCAAACCCACCCAGCUUACCCAAGGGUACACUCUGUGCCUGGGUAAAUCCUACUUCUUCCGCUUCAACCACCCCGAGGAGGCCACCCGAAUGAAGAGUAUGCUCCCUCAGAAAAGUCCAGUGUCCUACCUGGGACACAGCUCAGGCUAUCUCAAGGUCGAUUAUAGUCGUGGAGUCACUGGGGAGACCAGCGCAGGGGGAGUGCGAUCAGGAACGGAGAUACGAGAUUUGAUGGACACGCUGAAGCGCAAGCGGCUAGCUGUUGAGACAGGGCCACGGAGCAAUGGGGACUGCAGCCCUUCUUAUUUCAGCGUGACACAGUCGGCGCCCAUCAGUCCGAGCACCCUGCAACAUACAAAGGGCACGUCUCCCGACACGCCCCAGGAGCAGAGCAGGAGGCAGUGCCUUAUAGAACGCCCACCUCUGGCCAUCAAAGGGCCAACUCGCAUCGCUGAGGGUGGCGUGAGUCCAUCAACUCGCCAGGGCAGUGCCAACCUCCGGGACAAGGACAUCCAGCUGCCGAGCUCCUGCUGCAGCUCCAGCUCUCGCCACCACUCCCAGGAGAACAUCUUCCUUGCAACCUCAGUGGAUGACUGCAGGCGGCCUGACGGAGGACCUCUACUCUCCAUGUGGAAUGACUCUGCAUGUCACCGCAGCGCUCUUCCACCGACACCAGGGGGAAGUAGUGGGGCAGCUAGCAUGCCCUCCAGCCCAAGAAUGGCUCGGCGCUUCCAUCUGCCGGAGGCAGGGGGAUUCCGGGGGGGAUCAGCCAUAGACGGGGGGCCAGAUGUUGCACCCAGGCAGAGGAAGUACUCUGCCGGAUCACUGAGUCACAUGAGGAGCGCCCACAGCAGGUCACUGCCCAAGCUGUACAAGGCCACAGACAGCCAAGUCGGCACUGCACUCACGCUGCCUCAAUCGCAUCACAGCAGUUCCCCCGCUACGCACGAGUCUGUCCGCAGUGGUCACAGCGGGGUGCUGUCCAUCUCGCUGUCAUCUCGCUCUGUGCAGGGCACCAUGUCCUCUGAGCCCCGCCCUCCGGAUGUGGCAGCUGUUGGUGCCUCGGGAAGCCGUACCAGCCCCCGCAUCGCUAAGAAGCUGAGCCUCACCUCCUCGGCUUCUUGCUCAGACCUGGACAGGAACACGCCGCACAGAUCCUCCCCUUGCCUGGAUGGAGGCUUAGGAGAGAGGAGAGCCUCCUUUGGGAAGACAGGGCUGCUGCUGGUGGGGCAGGGAGGUUUACGGGAGAGGCGUGGCAGCAUCAGCUCCCUGAGCGGGAAGGAGAAGCUGCAGGACUACCACCAGAGACAGAGGGAUGAGCGGCUGCGGGAGCAGGAGGUGGAGAGACUGGAGCGUCAGCGGUUAGAGACCAUCCUCAGCUUGUGCUCAGAGCUAGGGCGCGCACAAUGUGAACACCAGGGCUCAACUGUUGCUGACCUACAGAAGAUCAACCGGCAGCUAGAGAAACUGCAGUUGUCCAAUGACGAUGAGUCGGUCGUCUCGAACCCAGACGAUGGCUAUAACGGCCGGGUCCGACAGCACUGGAGCAACGGGGCCCCUUCCUCACCCCCUCGGCCGCACUGGAUCCCCACGGUAGCGGAUCCAGUGGUAGGGAGCCAGUCAAAGCAGGAAGUGAGACAAAUUGAAGAGGAAAGGAUCCAGGUGCUGAACAACGUAGAGGAGCUGGAGCAGAAGAUGAAAGACCUGGAGAACCAGAUGGAAGAGUCCAUCAGGGAGAUGGAGUUGGAGCAGGCCCUGUUGGAAGGGGAACAUGAUGCUGAGGCAGCUGAGCUGCAGAAAGAGAAGGAACUCCUGGAGAAGCUGAACGAGAAGCUUGCUGAUGUCGAGAAGAAUGCCCUGAUGGAUAAGUUCCAGGAGAAAGCCCAGCUUGAUGCUGAGAGGGCGAAGGUAGCAAGGCUGGCAGAGCUUCUCUCCGAGCAGAAGACCCAGAUGGACACCUGUCCCGAGGCCCUCAGGGAGCAGCUCCAGCUGCAGCUCUCCAGGGAUGCAGAAGCGCUGGAGGUGGAGAUAAAGCGUUUCGAGGACAUGGAGUUUCAGCAGCUGGAGAGGCAGAGUCGGCAGGACGAUGAGAAGGAGACACAGACACAGCAGCUGCUGAGAGACAUUGCAGAGUAUCAGCGCACCACAGUCACGCGCAAGGAAAGAGUCCAGGCGCUGAGGAAGCAGUCCAGCCAGAUAAGCCAGCUGGCUCAGCGGGAGACGGAGAACUUCCUGAAGGAGAAAAACAAUCUGCAGAUGAUGCUGCACAAGGAGAAGGAACGAUUGAUGAUCCUGGGGAAGAAGUAUUCAGAGCUCACGGGGGGCCGAAACUUCCCCCUCACCCCAUCCAACCUGAAAGAGGGUCCUCUUUGUACCAUGCUAGCCGAUGUGUGUCGGCCCCAUGGUGACGCACCACCCAUCCACGGCCCUCUGCCUCCCACUGACCUGCUGACCUUUUCCUCUCUCUUGGCCUCACUGUGUUUGAAGAGCACACAGGGUUAUGUGACAGUCAGUGAGCUCAAUGAGCUGUAUGGGCAGUUUGGGGUUAACUGUACCCCUGAUGUCCUGAUCACACCCUUACCUGGGCCCCAGCCCAGGCCAGAAGAGCCCCCUCCCCAGCCAGAUGUGAACGAGACCCCUCUGUCCUUUCCUGAGGGAGGUGUGGCCCUCUUUGAGGCCACCUCCUCCCCUUGCCCAUUCCACCCCUGCCCAGUCCCCAAGCCUCCCUCAGUACACUGGCCUGAAGAAAUGGUGACCUAUCGAGACCCUUCACCUUUACCCGACCCCCCUCCUCCGCUUCCUAUCAAAAAACAUCGCCGUCAUAGGCAGCACUUCCGCACUUUGGAGGAGAGGAGGAAAUCUGCCAAGGAGAUGGGACCUCUCCUCAGUGAUACAGUACCACGUAAAAGAUGCCAGUCGUCCUCAUCCCCCCAGUUUCAGAGUGCUACACUUGGCCGUUCUAUCAGCCCCAAGUCACACCAGCCCCUGGCCCAGAGCACCAGCUGUGCCAGUGUUUUGGCUCAAAGUAUUGUGGUGCCAUCAUCCAACCCUCACUCCUGUCACCCACACAGAGCGCAUGGACACAUUGAGCGGCCAGUGAGCGAGGAGCAGUGCGGCAGGACCAGCUCCCAUUCCAACGCUGAGCUCCAGUCACUGUCCUACGGAGAGAGCGGCCACGCCUUUGACACACUGAGCGUCGACAGCUCCGACAGCAUGGAGACCAGCAUCUCCGCCUGCUCUCCUGACAACAUCUCCAGCGCGAGCACCUCCAACAUGGCCAAGAUCGAGGAGAUGGAGCGACUGCUGAGGGAGGCCCAGGCCGAGAAGAACCGCCUCCUGGAGAGCCGUGAACGUGAGAUGGAAGUGCGCAGACAGGCCCUGGAAGAGGAACGGAGGCGCAGGGAGGAGCUGGAGAAGCGCCUUCAGGAGGAGACCAACAGGAGGCAGAAGCUCAUCGAGAAGGAAGUGAAGCUGAGGGAGAAGCAGCGAGCGCAGUCUCGACCGCUCACUCGCUACCUGCCCGUGAGGAAGGACGAUUUCGACCUGCGCGGCCACAUCGACGCUGCUGGCCACCACACGGACACCUGCUUCCACGUGUCGCUGACGGAGAAGACGUGCCGCGGCUUCCUGGUCAAGAUGGGUGGCAAGAUCAAGACUUGGAAGAAGCGCUGGUUUGUCUUUGACCGCAAUCGCCGGACUCUGUCCUACUACGCAGAUAAGCAUGAGGCCAAGCUGAAGGGAGUCAUAUACUUCCAGGCCAUCGAAGAGGUGUAUUUCGACCACCUGAAAAACGCACAUAAGAGCCCAAACCCGUCACUGACAUUCAGUGUGAAGACACAUGACCGUGUGUACUACAUGGUGGCACCGUCUCCAGAGGCCAUGCGCAUCUGGAUGGACGUGAUCGUCACAGGAGCUGAAGGCUACACCCAGUUCAUGGUGUAGAUUGGCGACCUGUCUCCCUAACUUAACCCCCCUUUUAGUGCCGUCUGGCAUGAAAUGGUGGUAUAUUUUGACACUUUGUACACUAUUUUAUGUAUAAUGAAGAGCUUCCAGCUUUGCUCCUUCCUGCAGGGCAUGGGCCAUGUUUAGAGCCUUAUUCCUCCUGGUUUUGACACAUUCUCUGGGUUAGAGCAUCUCUGUCCAGUGUGACGACAUUUGUGCAAUGGUGGGAGACAUAAACAAACAGAGCAGAGCCCAUGUGUCAUGGUUGUAAAGUAGCCAUUGACCAUCGAGAGACUGAACAUUCACACAUAUCAAGGUUAUAAGGUAGCAAGCAGUGGGUCAUAGGAGCUGCUGCGUUUCUCUGUGUGUGUGUGUGUGUGUGUGUGUGAGAGAGAGAGAGAGAGAGAGAGAGAGAGAGAGAGAGAGCAACCUUUAUUUGCCCUGCCAACAUGUUGUGCUCGUAUUUGUUUGAUGACUUAAUGUUGCUCAGGAACUCCAGGGUUUACAGUAAAACAGCAGGACGUGUUUGGGAGGAAGACUUUCCUUUCCUUUUCUUAGCUGAAGAUUUCAUAUUUCAGAAUGUGAAUUCUCGUCAUGUCUCUCAAGAACCGCUGACAGCCCCCGUGUCCAGUGCUUGGCGGCUUGCUGCUGUACUAAGUGGUGCGUGUGUGUGUGUGUGUGUGUGCGUGUGUGUGCGCGCGCGCGCGCGAAGCAGGAAGAGGAGUCGGGUAAAAGCUUUGCUCAGAUAAGGAGCAGUGACUCCGAGUGCAGCGGUGCUGAGAGCAGCACAUGGACAGACCCACCGCGCUGCCCUUUCGCACCCGACCCGAGACACAUGUAAGCUGACCGUAUUAAAGAGCUGCUCCAGGUGCAUUCUGUUGACGUACGUGUAAAAUUUACUCUGUGUACAUCUAUUUUAAAAGCACUCAUGCAGCGUAAUAACACAAUAACGCUGUUGCCGAAUGCUUCCCAUAGUAUAUUAACGAACAUGAUCAAAGCAUGUAUUUGAGUACUCAGUACUGGUGCUGUUGCUGUGCCUUGUGCUCUGUGUUUACACUGCAGCACAUCUUGUGUCCUUUAGUUUCUUUGGUUUUCUUAAUCGCCAAAAAUGAAGGCAGACAACUGGCUUUUUCACCAAGUCUUUUGCCUUUGUUUGCUGGAUGAAAGUGGAAGCGAUGGAACGGAACGAGAAAGUACUCGGAGCACUUGUGGACGAUCCCGCAGGGCCGACCGAGGCUACGCUCUGGUGCUGAAAGCCGCCUUUGUGUCCGCUUCUCUGUUGCUCUGAGCAGCCCGUUGGCCUCAGAAAGCAUUCAAGCUGAAAACGGGCUUCUAGGAUUUUUUGUAAAUGUAUUAAAAUGACAAAAGUGAAAUCUCCCAUUGUCACACUGUUUACUAUGACGCUCGGACCUUUGAGAUGUUUCCGGAACUUGAACGUGCUCCACUCCUCUCGGUACUUGGGUAAAGAGAUUUCAGACUGAAAGAAGGGCUUGGAUCUGAGCACUACUAAUACUGUAGUACAGGCGAUGUGAAAGAGCCGGAGGUGGGUAAGACACCACAGUGUCAGUGACCUUGUAACCGAAUGGGAACCUGCAGUGUUCUGAGGAUGGGGGGCAAGGGCUACUUCCCUCAAUGGAUGUCUUAUAUUUAGCCAAUGCUUUUCUCCAAAGUGAAUUACAAUUAUUUACCCAUUUAUACAGCUGGGUAAUUUUACUGGAGCAAUUUAGGAUAAGUACCUUGUUCAAGGCUACUGCAGCUGGAGAUCAAACCUGCAACCUUUAGGUCCAAAGGCAGUAACUCAAACCACUGUGCUACCGGCAGUUAAUAUGUUCUAAUAUGCGAAUACUGUGUUUUUAUUAAGAGGAAGACUUUGUUUUGGGUGGCACAGUGGCACAGCGAGUA